This is a messenger RNA of Dictyostelium discoideum AX4, 402 nucleotides long. Its product is annotated as FKBP-type peptidylprolyl cis-trans isomerase. The coding region runs from base 1 to 402 and encodes 133 amino acids. The record is from RefSeq and is a predicted model, not a curated record. The transcript has 3 exons. NCBI's taxonomy places the organism in Eukaryota, Evosea, Eumycetozoa, Dictyosteliales, Dictyosteliaceae.
AUGAAAUUAUUAUAUUGUUUAUUAUUAGUCAUUUUGGCUUUAGUUGGUUUAUCAUCAGGUGCUAAGCCAAGUGAUAAAUUACAAAUUGGUGUAAAAUAUCGUCCAGAUGAAUGCACUGUUAAAACUAAAAGUGGUGAUAAAUUAAAGAUUCAUUAUACUGGUACUUUAUUAAAUGGAGACAAAUUUGAUUCAUCAGUUGACCGUGGAACACCAUUCGAAUUCAAAAUAGGUGUUGGUCAAGUAAUUAAAGGUUGGGAUCAAGGUGUUUUAGGUAUGUGUGUAGGUGAAAAGAGAAAAUUAAUAAUCCCACCAAGCCUUGGUUAUGGUCAACAAGGAGCAGGUGAUAAAAUUCCAGGAAACUCUCAUUUAAUUUUUGAUGUUGAAUUAAUUGGAAUUAAUUAA